This is a messenger RNA of Pseudogymnoascus verrucosus, 1450 nucleotides long. Its product is annotated as Mitochondrial dicarboxylate transporter. The record is from RefSeq and is a predicted model, not a curated record. Gene Ontology annotation, molecular function: antiporter activity; oxaloacetate transmembrane transporter activity; malate transmembrane transporter activity. Gene Ontology annotation, biological process: phosphate ion transmembrane transport; succinate transmembrane transport; malate transmembrane transport. The transcript is spliced from 2 exons. The coding region runs from base 471 to 1220 and encodes 249 amino acids. NCBI's taxonomy places the organism in Eukaryota, Fungi, Ascomycota, Leotiomycetes, Thelebolales, Thelebolaceae.
CGAGAGCCGAUCGGAAAUAUUAAGCCGAGCGAGACGGAGGAUUGGCGGUGCCUUGACUGACGUAGUGUGGCUGAUUUCGAAUCUGAAAAUAUUCGAGAUUUGCUACUGCGAACUCUAUAUAGGGAUGAUACGGAGAGGACUACUGUUUUCACCCCCACACCGAUUAGAGAAAUAUACGGAAUGCCUCGCGUGAAUCAAUUGGCAGUAUGACGUCCUCCAAGGCAAACCAGGCGAAGCAAGAGCUGUCGCGGAAGCAGGCGUGGGAUAGAGCCCAUAUUCGCUACCCAUUCUGGUUUGGAGGCAGCGCGAGUUGUUUCGCCGCAUGUGUAACUCAUCCACUGGAUCUUGUUAAGGUAUGUCAUAUGCGACGUUAAUGCGCGAAACUCAGAACCUCAGUCUUCGGAAACCCCCCAAUCUAACUCCAAGUCAAGGUCCGCCUCCAAACUCGCAGCGCCAAUGCCCCAACUACCAUGAUAGCGACGUUUAGCCACGUCGUAAAAAGUGAUGGUUUCCCAGGACUUUACCGCGGUCUAUCAGCAUCCCUCCUCCGACAAAUCACCUACUCAACAACCCGUUUCGGCGUUUACGAGGAGCUUAAGGCCGCCGCUACAACCCCAACAUCGACGCCCUCCUUCCCUGUACUAUUAGCCAUCGCCUCUGCUUCUGGAUUCCUUGGUGGCUUUGCAGGAAACCCUGCCGAUGUCCUGAACGUUCGCAUGCAGCACGACGCGGCACUCCCACCUGCUGAGCGCAGAAACUACAAAAACGCCAUCGACGGCCUGGUCCGGAUGACCCGCGAAGAAGGAUGGAAAUCCCUAUUCCGCGGCGUCUGGCCCAACAGCAUGCGUGCUGUUCUCAUGACAGCAUCGCAACUCGCCUCAUACGACGCUUUCAAGCAAGCCUUGAUUGUGCAUACCCCUCUUACGGAUAACCUGACCACGCAUUUCACAGCGUCCUUUAUGGCUGGUUUCGUGGCCACGACGGUGUGCUCUCCGGUGGAUGUGAUCAAGACCCGUAUUAUGUCAUCGACCGAGAGUAAGGGCGUGGGGAAGCUGCUGAAGGAUGUGUGUAAGGCUGAGGGAGUCAAGUGGAUGUUCCGCGGGUGGGUCCCAAGUUUUAUACGUCUGGGCCCACAUACUAUUGCGACGUUCUUGUUCUUGGAACAGCACAAGAAGAUCUAUCGAAAGGCCAAGGGGCUCGACGAUGUGAACCUUGCAUAAUGAUGGUGGUGAAGAGAAAGGGUGGCCGCAGGCCACACUCCUGUAUUAUUUACACAGAUGGUUUGGCGUCGGGUCUGAAAGAGAGGCUUAGAGUUUAGUGGCCACACCACACGCAUUGCAUAUAUCGGCGUUAGUGUAGAUUCUUUUGUAUAGACAUCAAGGGGCACUAUAUUAAACAGAUAUAGUAGACAUGUUUCUUUAAUAGACAUCAAAAUAUGAUAUAUUAUGUG